AUGAAGAAGAGCAGUAUAGGCAGGGUAGCGUGGAGCACUAAUGAAGAUGAUGCGUCGAUAGAUGAAGUAUUGAGAGCGGAUGCAGGAAGAUGCGAGUUUAUGGACACGGACAGCUCGAUUUCCAUUCUGGACAUUCCUAGUGGAAUUGGGAUUUGCAUGAAUGAUGGCAGGAAGCAUAGCAAUAUGGUUAUGAAUGAAAAUGCAUCUGGAGAUUUUUUGUGGCCAGGACAUUACUUUGUGUUUUGUGGGCUGCUUGUGGAAUACGUGGAUAGAAUUGAAGAUGUGAAGCUGAAGUACAAUAUAACGCACGAAAGGGUUAUGAAGGUGAUUAGAUGCGAUGAUGGAACUGAGGAAUGUGUGUUUGGAGUUGUUAACUUUGAAGACGAUUCUUUUGAGAGUUCAAUGCACAAGAUGUCGAUUGUGAUCAAUAGGAAUAAAUGCAAGGUGAAAUGCAAAGCAAGAGAGGACAGGGAAUACAAGACAGCAUUGAAGAAUGGUGCAAGGUAUAUAAGACAGGACUCGAUGUACAGUCAACAGAUGAAGAAGCUAUACCAUUCACAAAUUGUAAAUGGAUAUAACUACAUAUUUGUGGAUGAAUCUUGUGAUGUAGCUGAUGCACUGAGAGGCAUAAUGAGCUAUCUCAGCAGCAAAAAGACGUAUGUUCCAAGAACGAAGAGCUUUGGAGUGACACAGAAGACAAUGCAUUUGCAGAAUCUACUUGAAAGCAUAUCUGGAAUAGGCAGGAAUGCAUCAAGGUGCAUAUCAAAAGAGUAUAAGAGCAUAAGUGGAUUGGUGGCAUUCAUGAAGAAAGAUCAUGGCAAUAGAUUGAAGGAGCUUCGUGUGUGGGAUGAGGAAAAUAAGAACUUCAGGCUGCUGGGUGAAAAGCAAUCCACGAAUAUCCGAAAUGCAUUUAUUGCGAGUGCAAAAACUACAGAAACGUGCAGUCCUGUAAUACAAGUAGAUAUGGAUGAUAGAGAGAAUGAAUCAGUAAAUAAAUAG
This is a messenger RNA of Ordospora pajunii, 999 nucleotides long. RefSeq lists its product as uncharacterized. Bases 1 to 999 code for a protein of 332 amino acids. The transcript has a single exon. Lineage: Eukaryota; Fungi; Microsporidia; Ordosporidae. The record is from RefSeq and is a predicted model, not a curated record.